GGUCGGUACUGCUCUGAAGCUGUGACCGUACAAUGGGUGUGCCUUUUACUACUGCUGCUAUUCGAUGAAAUGGAAAAUGUGAAAUAGGGGACAUUUUGGUGCUGUGAAGGAAAGGAGCAGUAAGGACCUUGUUUCGUGUAAACACUGCUCCCAUAUGUCACGAUAAAGUAUGGACGGGUGGAGCCCAAUCGUUGCGACAGCCUCGGAUAACGACCGCUCCAGUUCCGAGGGGGAGUACAUGGUGGAGCCUGGACCCGAAGAUGAAACCCGGGAGGCGGAGGAGGAGGACGGAGAGCAUCGCGGUAAUAAUGUUGACGGCAUGGACGACGGGGGCACCGCUGUCGGGUUCGGAAUAAGUGGGAUUGGGGAAGGCAAGGUGGUGUUGGGUCGAGUCGGACAGAGAGACGACAAAGAGCUGAGGUACCUGCACUUGUUGUGGGAGCCGGGGCGAGCUGAGGUUGGCGCCGGUGGUGUGGCGAGCAAGCUGGGGAAGAUGACGGGGAGCAGGGCCAGGCGGCACCACAGAGCUGCACGGAACCAUGGUCCUAUUGGCAAAGAUAUUUAUGCUGCGAAAAGACUGAGGGAAGCGGCAAACAGCAACGACAUCGACACAGUACGAAAGCUCCUGCAAGACGACAUAGACCCCUGUGCAGCAGACGACAAGGGAAGGACAGCCCUCCAUUUCUCUUCCUGCAAUGGCAAUGAGAGCAUUGUGCAAUUGUUGCUGAGCUACGGCGCUGACCCCAACCAGCGAGACAGUCUUGGGAACACCCCCCUCCAUCUGGCGGCCUGUACCAACCACGUGCCUGUAAUCACCACAUUGCUCAGAGGAGGAGCCCGUGUGGAUGCUCUGGACAGAGCGGGCAGGACCCCUCUGCAUCUAGCUCGCUCCAAGCUGAACAUUCUGCAGGAGGGAGAUUCACGCAGCUUAGAAACCCUGAGAGGGGAAGUCACACAGAUUAUUCAAAUGCUGAGGGAAUACCUGAACCUAAUGGGCCAGAGUGAAGCUAAAGAGAGGCUGGAGCACAUUUCGACACAGUUGCAGCACACACGCACCAAAGAGCAGGUGGAUGAAGUGACUGAUUUACUGGCCAGUUUUACAUCACUCAGUCUACAGAAACAGAAUUUGGGAGAUAGGUAGAAGAUAAAGUGUAUAGAGAGCUGAAGUCCUGCUCCCUCUCAAGCGAGCCUCUUCUCCACUAGCCAUGACCGGACAAGCAAAAGUGGACUGAAACUAAAUGUCUGUCCACAAUACUACUGUACUGGAGUAAAGUAACAUUUGUUAUUUUAACCAAGGCAAAAAUUAUGGUUUUGCUAGCAUUUAACAACUACAGCUUUCACUCAUGGGAUCUGUUAUUGUCCAGCGCUAACAAAAUUAUUUAUAUCUUGGCUAAAAUGACAAGAUGCUCAAAUUUUACUAGAUGCCCAUUUAGCUCAGAAUAUGAAGAAAAAAAAAGACUUGUGUCACAUUAAAGCUUUCUUGAAAGAAAACAAUAAAAGAAGCUAGUGGAACAGAAGCUGACCCAGAAGUGCGGUUGGACCUCGGCUCUCUAUUUUUGUGCGUGUGUGUGUGUGUGUGUGUGUGUGUGUGCGCGCGUGUGUGAGACAGAGUGAGUCACAGCUGUGUGUGUUUGCUGACAUGUUCUCUUUUUUGCCUGCCUUUAUUAGCUAAGUUCUGUGAUGAUUAUUAGACACAUUUCUUAUUAAAUGAUUACGCUGUUUCACAUGUUACACACAUGUAUUUUUUGGUUUCCUUAUCAACAGCAUCUUUGUAUCACGUUGCCUUUUUCUCUUGUAUUGCAUGUUAUGUUUUGGAUGUGAACUGUACUGUAAAAAUGGAUUUUGGCUGUUGUUGGAAGAUGGAUAUAUCUGAAUAAAUACAUUGAAUUCUU
Molecule: messenger RNA, 1892 nt
Organism: Thunnus maccoyii (southern bluefin tuna)
Lineage: Eukaryota; Metazoa; Chordata; Actinopteri; Scombriformes; Scombridae
Gene: ankrd54
Product: ankyrin repeat domain 54
Exons: 9
Coding region: 170-1141 (323 amino acids)
Molecular function (GO): protein binding
Source: RefSeq, a predicted model, not a curated record